CCUGUUUUUCCUUUCUUUGGUUGUAUUGAAUACAAUCAUCCAUCCAUUAAGUCAACGCUCCGGCCGGAUCACAUGCCCGUCAAUUCAACAGUAAAGCCCAUGCUUCCUAUGCCGUCUCUCCAGAUUCGCGAUAUUCUGAAUAAGGCAGUUCGCAUGAUCGUAUCUGCGCUAUGCGCCGCCAUCCAAUAUCGCAGAGAACGCCACCAACGGCCGAAUACUACGCCUUUCCUCCCCCCCCCCCCUUCGGGUGGGCAAGCCGCAUUGGAACCCUUACUUUCUUUCCCAGACGAUCUACAACCAGGCCCCCGCCACCAUCGGUCAAGCUUCUGCAGCAGGCAGGGUCAAAGCCCUGUUGUUUAACGAAUGGUUGGCGAUCAGGCGUUAAUACGUUAUCAACUCCAGCAGGGGGAAAUCCUCGUCGGAAAGGGGAAGGGGGGAGAAAGGGAGAAAAGGAGGGGAGAAAGGGUCUAGUUGCUAAACAGGCCGAUAGGCCGAUCCUCUCCGGACCCCUGACCGUCUUGACCCUGUGCGCUAGGUAGAAUUUGGAAGGAGUAGCGAUUAAAACCAUCCGUGCUAUGUAUUCGGGGCUGCCCGCAGAGCACCGGUCUUCCGCCCCCCCUGUCAAGUCUUCCGGGUCUUCUUAAACCCUUUCUGGAUUAAAUAACAAAAUUGGGUGGGGAUGUAGUGGAUAAU
This is a messenger RNA of Sodiomyces alkalinus F11, 693 nucleotides long. RefSeq lists its product as hypothetical. The record is from RefSeq and is a predicted model, not a curated record. Bases 171 to 539 code for a protein of 122 amino acids. NCBI's taxonomy places the organism in Eukaryota, Fungi, Ascomycota, Sordariomycetes, Glomerellales, Plectosphaerellaceae. The transcript is spliced from 2 exons.